GCAGUCAGCAGUCAGCUCAGUUAGGUUUUGGAUGUUGUUUGUUGCUACGGCGAGAGGAAAAAAAAUAUUUUUUUCAAAGGUAAAGUCAAAUCGGUUCGGUUCGGUGUGCUCCGAAAAAAGCAGUGAAUAUUUUAUGUUCUAGUGUGCCUGAGUGACGUGCAAACUGAGGAAACGAUAAGGCGAAUUUCGUUGGUUGUUAAAAGUCUGGCUCUUCAUUUUGUGUUCAGAAUUUUCAAGGAUUGGAUGUCGAUUUUCGAAGGAUGAUGUGAGUGUUUUCCGUGUGUGAAUUCGAUGAAAGUGAUUGUCGUCGGUGCACAGAAUAUUUUAAGUGGUUAAAAGUGUAAUUUUACCUUUGGGUUUCGAUCAUUGAUCGAACUUUUCUAAGCAGAGUAACAACGGAGUACAGAUUUGCUGGAUAAAUCAAGGGGAGAUCAUAACGAUAACGGAAAACUGCAGCAAACUUUCGAAGAACUAGCUAAAAUGGGGAAAACUAAAAUCCAGUGCAGUAAAUGCCAGAAAAAAUGCUCCGGCGAGGUGUUGCGUGUGACGGACCGAUAUUUUCACAAGACGUGCUUCCAGUGUAUGAAAUGCAACAAAUCACUGGCGACGGGAGGUUUUUUUUCGAAGGAUGGCGCCUACUACUGCACCUUGGAUUACCAGAAACUUUACGGUACCAAGUGUUCCGCCUGUGGUCAGUACGUGGAGGGUGAAGUAGUGUCCACCAUGGGGAACACAUACCAUCAGAAGUGCUUUACAUGCAGCAAGUGCAAACAGCCCUUCCAAUCGGGCAGCAAGGUCACUAACACCGGUAAGGAAGUAUUGUGCGAGGGUUGUGUCAAUGGGCCAACAUCAGCGACACUAGCGACGUCUGCUCCUCGCACGUCCUCUGCCACGACCUCACCAAAGAGACAGAUUGAACAGAAACAAGAGCAGCAAACGAUCAAAGAAAUAAUUUCCAGUCCGAGUAGAUCCUCGACGUUGCUACAUCAUCAGGAAGCGUUACGGAAGCAACAGAACAACAAGGAUCUGGAUCCGAACGAGUGUGCCGGGUGUAGCCAACAAUUGAAGGAAGGUCAAGCGCUGAUUGCCCUGGACCGCCAAUGGCACAUCUGGUGCUUCAAAUGCAACGCCUGCGGUGUAACACUGAACGGAGAGUACAUGGGCAAGGAUGGAGUGCCCUAUUGUGAAAAGGAUUUCCAGAAGUCAUUUGGCGUCAAGUGUGCCUACUGUAAGCGAUACAUCAGUGGAAAGGUGCUGCAGGCCGGCGAUAAUCAUCAUUUCCAUCCAACGUGUGCCCGUUGCACCAAGUGCGGCGAUCCGUUCGGUGACGGCGAAGAGAUGUAUCUGCAAGGCGGUGCUAUAUGGCAUCCACGCUGCGGUCCCGGACCCUCGUCCGAGUCUGGGAUUCUGAACGGGGUCGAGACGAACGGGUUCAACACGGAAACCGAAUUCGAUCGGACCAGUACCAGUGCAAUGAGCGAAAUUCAGUUUUCGUUACGUUCACAAACACCAAGUUUGAGUGGUUCUGUUUAUAGUCCUUACACGCAUAGAAAGUUCCAUCGCACUACCAGUCCUGGAUUAAUUUUAAGAGAAUACAAUCGUCAGGGUUACGAGGAUAUCGCUCGUAUCUACACCUACAGCUACCUAACGGAUGAGCCUCACUAUCUGAAGAAGACAAUUGAGCCGUACGACAAGGCACCGGUUUCACCACAUUUCCACCGGCCGCAUCAGUAUGCCAGUGGUGCGCGGUCCUCAUCCGGAUCUCGGUCACACUCGCGGAGUCGCAGUGCAAUGAAGGUGCUGGUGGAUAGCAUUCGGUCGGAAACGCCUCGCCCCAAGAGUCCCGGCAUGAACAACGAAGAACCGAUCGAGCUAAGUCACUAUCCGGGCGGAAAGAAGCCACUGCCGGGUGAAAAACCAAAGAUUGAACGGGAUGACUUUCCAGCACCACCGUACCCGUACACCGAUCCGGAACGACGGCGACGUUACUCGGAUACGUACAAACACAUUGAGUCCGAUGACGAGGUGGAUCACCAACAGGCAAAGAGUAAAGAGAAUAAGGAGAAUCAGACUGAAAGACGGCUUCGAAAGGAAGAGGAAGAGCUGAGUAAGUUAAAAUCAUCGGGUAUGGGAAAGGUAAUCCUAAAAGACCUUCAGGAGCACAAAAAGUACGAAACAUGGAAGCGGGAGAACCUCGAUCCACGGAAUGCGUCGCGUACACCGUCGGCAUCGAAGGAACCGAACUACCGUCUGCGCUACGAAUCGCCAGUCGGUGCUUCGCCCUCCCGCAAUCUGGACCAUCAAAGACCGUACGAGGAGGAAUAUUUCGAUCGUUCGACAAGCUACCGUGGCUCCGUUGGUCGAGCUAUCGGAAACGCACCUAGCUACAAUGCCAUCCACUCGUAUAGGUCACCACCGAAGCCGGGAUACGGAUUUAAAACCUCCACGCUACCACCUUCGUCGCUGAGAAAUGGUUACAGCUCUGUAAUGGUGAGUUCCUUACGACAAGUACCUAAACCGGGUUACGGCUUGGCCCCUCGUUCGCAAACCUUCAGUUCUGCUACAUCUGGCUCCGCUCACGGUGUUCCUGAUUUCUCGUUCGGUGGACUCGGAGAUAAGACCCACAGUACGGAGUUCAGCUGUGGCAAAAGUGACAUUUCAGUCGAUUCCAUAACGGAAGGCGAUCGGCGAGCUCUCGGUGCAGAUAUUCCUGCCUCCAGCACCUAUUCCGGUGCCCUAUCCUAUCACUAUCCGCAGCAACCCAUCCGACGCAGCUUACCUAACAUGGCACAUUCGAUGUUGGUGCACGAACCGGCGAAAAUCUAUCCCUAUCAUCUGCUGUUGAUCACCAAUUACCGUCUACCGUCGGAUGUGGAUCGGUGCAAUCUGGAGCGCCACCUUUCGGACGUCGAGUUCGAUGCAAUCCUACAGUGUUCCAGAUCAGAGUUUUACCGUUUGCCCCAGUGGAGACGCAACGAGAUCAAGAGACGAGCUCGUCUAUUUUAAAAAUCCAAAACAAAAUCAAUCAGAACGACAGUGUGCUCUUGGCAGGAAAGUAAGCGUUGUGCGACCAAGAACAAAUUAUUCAUCACUACACAACAACACGUACUAUUUUUAUUUUUCAAUGUUUCUUCAAGAAGAAAUGACUAGCUUUUACGAAGAGAACAGGAUGAAAACGAUUCAUCCUUUGGUAGUGCUAGGCUAGGUAGGAGGAGGAGCAAAUUCAGCUGACAAGGACAAUGAAAAAAAAACAUGGAGCCGGUUUUUAUUUUUGUUUCACAUUUUGUUUAUUUAAUUGACUAUAGUAUUCGACAAGAGGGACUUCAACGAGAGAAGAGUGUAGAGAAAAUUAUUCAUUUAUUUGGAAGUAGCAAGCGUCAAGGGCACAUAUUAAAGCAUCAAAUAACGAAAAUGAAAACGUAUCUUGCUUUCGCUUCAGACGCUAUUAUGCUGUAAUGGCAAACAUUUGAAACAACAAAACAAAACAAAUAAUUAGAAACUAUAUAUUAAUCCUUAGCGUAUUUGAUACAUAAUUAAGAGGAUUGGUAAUACUAAAAAAAAAGAAUAAAUCUAAUAACUAGAAGGGAAAUAGAAGUUGCAUUUAUCUAUGAAAGUUUCUGGCGCUGAAACGAUUCGUUUUUCUUCUUUCUUUGGUAUAGAUUUGUUGACAAAGUCUCCAUUGUGAAACAAACUGUAGAGAUACGAUAAACUUGAGGUGAAAAGUUAGAAAGUGUAAGCGAAACAUCCUGUAAAGCUGAAAUGCUUCUAUGGCUAAGGUAUGGACGUGAACUGUAGCGGAAACAUAGUCAAAUCUAAUGCAGCACAUAACAAUGGAAUCCUGCAAUGAAAUAGGAUGGAUGUGAAAUAGCCUUAAUGUUAGAGGCAGUGUUGACACAUUUUAAAUCGGAUCCGCUAUUUAUGAAGGUAUAUUUUUUAGAAAGUUAGAAUCACACCAUUCAUGUUGAGGUGCUGAAAUUAGAUCACUAUCGAUUUGUCAAACUGAAUACCAGUAGUAAUCAUCAUACCGUUGAUGUAAUUUCAACGGAAUUUUUUUGUGGUGUGAAGCAAUGUAACACUCGAUGAAUAAAUCGAACUUUACAACCAACAGACAAAUGAAAAAGAUUUGAUUGAAACAUUUUUGCACCAGUAAUUCUACCAAUUUCAAUUCAAACAAUAAUAGAAAUGUCAAAAUUAGCACCUCAAUACAUGAGCAUACAAUUCCAUUGAAGUGCGCUACCGCGGGUUCGAUAAUUCAUCUUCUGUCGAACAAAAACUGAAUUAUAACUCGAUAUUGCAAACACCAAAACUAUAAUAUUCAAAUGGUUCAACUACUAAAAAGCAAAAUCGUGACUCGAUAAUAUAGAACUUGCUUUGUACAAAAUUGAACAAACAACAAACCUUACGUCGGUGUGUGUAUGUGACUCAAACUGCUUUUGUGAUGUUAUACCUGGUAAGAUAAUUAACCUAAAAUUUGAAAUUUAUGACUGCCAUAGAGAAGAGAAAUCAAUAAUAACAACAACAGCAACAAAACAAAAUCAUCACAAAUUCUAGCAAGCAAAGUGAACGCACUCUAGCUUCUGCUGUGCAUCACAAGGACAACCAGACGACCUAACCCGUGAGCGAGGCAGGUACGAAAGUUUUAGCAAUAGCUGCAGCCGGAAAUUGAAAAUCAUAGAAAAAAAUUCAGAUGUUACGAAACGAAAAAAUAAAAUAUUUCAGGGCAAACUGCUCAAUGCAGAACCAAUCUUUAACGAUAUUUUUACUAUGUAAUAGCAUUAGAUUGUAGACGAGUUCGCAUAAUGCCGGAACCGAAAAGAUUUGUUUAGUUUUUUGUCACCUAAAGAUUCGAUACUGGCAGCGCUUAGCAGUGAUAACAAAACCUUGACUAUGUAAGCAUUAAAACAUUGUGCUUAGCUUCGUGUAGGUUUUUGUGGUAUGAAUCAUUUUUUGAACGCCGGAAAAAACAUUAUUCAUCAAAUAGUUGAUAAAAGAUUUGACGAAAAAAAUCUAAUCACAAACUCAAAAGAAAAAGGAUAUUGAUUGAUAUUUGUGCGUACUCCUUUUCAUAAUAACAAUUCUCUAACGAAUAAAGAAAUCAAUCAAGGUUUCAUACAACAACUAGCCACGCUUGCACGAACAUGGUUUUUGUUCUCAGUGCGUACAUAAAACAGUGUCUAGAAGAACUUUAACGUUAUGAUAUUCGAUACGAAAAAGCCCUGCUGCCUCCACUUACACAAGCAGAACAAAAAGCACCUAGCAAGAAAACCGUACAGUAUAGGUGAACCUGGACAGGCAUCACUACUAUAUCCGUAAAUUUGGCAGCAAACUAGAGGCAUCUUGAAGACAUCACUAUCCGCUGCAAGGGCAGGCCACAAAAUUAAACCGCAUAUGAUAAACACACAAUUAGGAGCCUUUCGCGGAAUAUUUUUGUGUUGAGAAUCAAUAGAGCUAUUUAUUGGAAACUAAA
Molecule: messenger RNA, 5467 nt
Organism: Malaya genurostris
Lineage: Eukaryota; Metazoa; Arthropoda; Insecta; Diptera; Culicidae
Gene: Unc-115a
Product: actin-binding LIM protein 2
Exons: 12
Coding region: 481-3006 (841 amino acids)
Biological process (GO): cytoskeleton organization; lamellipodium assembly
Cellular component (GO): actin cytoskeleton
Molecular function (GO): actin filament binding
Source: RefSeq, a predicted model, not a curated record